Messenger RNA from Hippopotamus amphibius kiboko, 846 nucleotides. RefSeq names its product polycystin 1 like 1, transient receptor potential channel interacting (gene PKD1L1). Gene Ontology annotation, molecular function: calcium channel activity. Gene Ontology annotation, biological process: detection of mechanical stimulus. Lineage: Eukaryota; Metazoa; Chordata; Mammalia; Artiodactyla; Hippopotamidae. Gene Ontology annotation, cellular component: membrane. The record is from RefSeq and is a predicted model, not a curated record.
AUGGGGUAUGCAGGUGGCAGAGACCCUGGCUUCAUAUCCCAGCGAGAACAGUGGGACUGCUGGGAUCUCAAGACUUGGGGCCUUUUUGAAGUCAUCAAAGUCAAGUCCACUGUCCACGGAGCCAAACAGCCCAGAGCUCGUGGAGGAAAGUGCUACCUCGUAGGGAAUUUGGUCAUUAAAUAGCUCAAAGUUCCUCCUGAUAGUUUAUGUGAGCCUCCCAGCCCAUUUUCAGCAUUUGUCAAAGAUUUCCCUACAUGUAGCCCCAAAGAUGGAGGCCCUGAAACCCCUUCUGUGAUAGACCCAGAGAUCCAAAGAGCGGCCCCAAGUGGCCCCAGAGGCUCCUGGGAGGAGAGCUCAGCCUGGGCAGCACAAGAUGAGGAACAGAGGCUCAAGCACGAGUCCCCAGCCUCACCGCAGUCACAGACUGCAGUCGGCCAGCCUGGCCUGUCCCACCAGUCGCACUGCCCCUAUCACCACCUCCCUGCAUGUGCGGCCUUGACCGGCCCCAGGGCCAGUGGUUGGACGGACCAGACCUCCAGGGCUGUGUCCAUGCACUUUACCCUCUACAACCGUCCAGCCCAGCUCUUCUCAAGUGUGUUGCUAGCUGAGAUGCUCCCCACUGGGGGCCUCUCGCUCUCCUCCCUGGUAGAGUCAGUUGCCAUCUUCUGCAGUGACUCAGCCCUGCAGUACCACCUCCUCCUCCCUCAGCUUGUCUUCCCAGUGCUCAACCUGACUCACCUCUGUUCCCAACUCUAUGGCAACGGGAAGGGCAUCUGCAACUACUGGCAGAAACCAAGAAACUGGCUGCAGCUGAGCCUCUCAUACCACAUUCUCCAUGAAAAAUAA